ACCACCGCUGUCAGUCUUUUGAGAGAAGGUUACAAAAAUGUCACUAUUGUUGCCAAGCAUGUGCCUGGAGAUCUCUCCUCCGAAUAUACCUCUCCCUGGGCCGGUGCUUCUAUUCUUACCGUUGCUAAGCACGAUGAUCUCCGUCUCCAAGAAAUUGACAUGUAUACCAUGAAGGAAUUCAAGCGUCUUUGUGAGGAAGUCCCUGAAGCUCAUGUCAUGGCAUGUCCCGGUAUUCAAUACUGUCAAGAACCCGGUGUACCUGGUCAAGACGUUUAUUGGGUUCGCAGCAUUUACAAGGAUGUUAAAAAGAUUUCCGACAAUGAAUUAGUUCCUGGUACCGCCUACGGUUAUACUUUUGAGACCUUCACAGCCAAUGUACCUUAUUACUUGGCUUGGUUGGUCAAGACCAUCCAAGAAUUAGGUGGUCGUAUCGAACGUGGUACCUUUGAAAGUAUCGCUGAUGCUAUCGAACAUUACAAGGAGGCUGAUACUAUUGUUAACUGUACUGGCUUGGGUUCUUACUAUCUUAAGGAUGUACAAGAUCAUACCAUGUAUCCCGCUCGUGGGCAAACUGUUGUUGUUCGUGCUCCCCAUAUCAAGACUCAACACUAUAUCGACGGCAACAAUCAAUGGACUUAUAUUAUUCCUAGAUCUGAUGGUACAGUCAUUUGUGGUGGUACUUUAGAUCGUGAAAAUAGAAACACAGCACCCGAUGAUGCUAUCACUGCUGAUAUCUUGGAACGUUGCUACAAGUUAUGUCCCGAGAUCACUCACGGUAAAGGUGUGUCUGCCUUUGACAUUGUGUCCAUCAAUGUUGGUUUCCGUCCUGGACGUACCGGUGGUAUCCGUUUAGAAAAGGAGACUCGUCGUCGUUCCAACGGUGACAAGGUGAAGGUGUGCCACAACUAUGGUCACAGUUCUCACGGUUAUCAAUCUAGUUGGGGAUCUAGUGCCAAGUUAGUUGAAUUAGUCAAGAACGAACGUCUUUCCAAGUUGUAAAAAAAAUAUAUAUAUAUGUUUAAUAAUAAUAAUAAUAAAAAAAAAGUUUGUCUUUC
Messenger RNA from Mucor mucedo, 1055 nucleotides. RefSeq lists its product as uncharacterized. Gene Ontology annotation, molecular function: FAD binding; D-amino-acid oxidase activity. Bases 160 to 999 code for a protein of 279 amino acids. NCBI's taxonomy places the organism in Eukaryota, Fungi, Mucoromycota, Mucoromycetes, Mucorales, Mucoraceae. The transcript is spliced from 7 exons. The record is from RefSeq and is a predicted model, not a curated record.